This is a messenger RNA of Rubroshorea leprosula, 3068 nucleotides long. Lineage: Eukaryota; Viridiplantae; Streptophyta; Magnoliopsida; Malvales; Dipterocarpaceae. The record is from the annotation of a GenBank genome assembly.
AAGACGGGGAGAGGUCUCCCAACGGCCACACAUGGCCUCCUUCACCUUCAACAUUCCCCCACAGCAUAAGCAUCUCUUCUUCUCAUUCAGUCUCUGUAAGUGCCCAUCUUACUCCACUUCUUUAAAGUUCAAUAAUUUAUGCCAUUUUCUCCUCCCUCCGCCUCCCAAACACACUCUUCCACCAACAGUUCCUCAGAAUUUUGUAUAUAGGGGUGGUGUUAGGCACAUACAUGCUAAGUUAUCUGCAGAAAACCCUGAAACCUCCACAAAAACUCUGAAUACAAAUACUAGGAAAGGUCAUAAUUCUUUGACGGCUGGAGAUGAGGGAGUACAGAGAAACUCUUUGGAAAAUCAUUUCGGUUCGGUAUUGAAUGAGAAGAGGGCAGCAGAGAGGUUGGCAAAGGAUAAUGACCCAAGAAACAUGGAGAAUUUAAGGUUUAAAAGAGGGAGAGAAAUGGGCUCUGGGAAUUCUUCUGUGAGGCUUAAGGAUGAGAACUGGGCAAUGAAAAGUGAGACUAAUUUAGCUGUUAGCAAAAGGGAGGAGAAAAAUAACAAGAAGGAUGGUAACGGUGUAUUGGGAGAGAAAAAGGUGGAGGAACCAUCCAAGAAGAAAAGUAAGGCUGAUUCGCCCGGCAAAACAUUGAGAGUUGAGUUGGAUAUGUGCUCAAAGAGGGGAGAUGUAAUGGGGGCAAUUCAGUUGCAUGAUAAGGCUUUGAGAGAAGGAAUUAAAAUAGGGCAGUAUCAUUAUGCUGUGCUUUUAUAUCUUUGUUCUUCUGCAGCAAUGGGUGUUGUUCAGCCUGCUAAAAGUGGGACUGGUAGUCGAACUCUGAAUGCCUUAAACAUGUCCUCUGAAACUUCAUAUGUGAAUUCCGUAGAAUUAAGUGAAUCAAUAGAUAAAGAAAACAAGAGUUCUAGUGUGAGAGAAUUGAGCAAUCAUCUUUCAAAUAAUGGGAAAUUGGUCAAUAGUGGUAGCAUUGUUCAAGAUAAGAUGGAAUUAAAAGUUAAUAAUCUAGACAGUAGUUUUGAUGAGAAGGAGAAGGUGACCCACUUUUCCAGUUGGUCUGUGACUCCAUGUUCUCAACUCUUAGAUGGUUUUGUUGACCGACAAAAGGGUGAUAUUGAUCAUUCACAUGAAGAGGAUGGAAGCAGAAGUGAAGAGGAAGACUAUGAAAUUCUGGUUACUGAAGAUGUUAGGGGGUAUUCACUCCAAAGGGGUUUUGAGAUCUAUGAGAAGAUGUGUAAGGAUAAUGUCCCAAUGAAUGAAGCAAUCUUGACUUCUGUGGCAAGAAUGGCAAUGUCAAUGGGUAAUGGGGACAUGGCAUUUGAUAUGGUGAAGCAAAUGAAGGUUCUUGGGAUAAAUCCUAGAUUGCGGUCUUAUGGUCCGGCUCUGUUUGCUUUUUGCAAGAGUGGAGAUAUUGAGAAAGCAUUUGCUGUUGAAAAACACAUGUUGGAGCAUGGUGUCAUUCCAGAAGAGCCUGAACUGCAGGCACUCUUAAAAAUAAGUGUUGAAGCUGGUAAAGGUGACAAGGUGUAUUAUGUAUUACACAAAUUAAGAACAACUGUUAGGAAGGUGUCACCUUCUACUGCAGACAUAAUUGUCAAAUGGUUUGAGGGCAAGGCAGCCUCAAGAACGGGGAAAAUAAAGCUGCAACAAAGUAAAAUAAGGGAAGCAAUUGAAAAUGGAGGUGGAGGCUGGCAUGGACAGGGUUGGUUAGGUAAAGGUAGGUGGACAAUAACACGCACAACUGUGGGAGCUGAUGCAUUGUGUAAAUGUUGUGGGGAAAAGUUGGCGUUAAUUGACCUUGAUCCUUUAGAGACAGAGAAGUUUGCUAAAUCAGUUGCAUCCUUGGCCAUAAAGAGACAGAAAAAGUUCAGCUUUCAAAAAUUUCAAAAAUGGCUUGACUGUUAUGGACCAUUUGAAGCUGUGAUAGACGCGGCUAAUGUUGGCCUUUUCAGCCAAAAGGGUUUCAAUACAUUAAAGGUCAAUGCUGUUGUCAACAAAAUACGAAAAAAGCUUCUAUCAAGAAAAUGGCCUCUCAUUGUUUUGCAUAACAGGCAUAUCACUGAACAGAUGACAGACAAACCAGUAAAUAGGGCAAUAAUUGAGAAGUGGAAAACAGCUGAUGCGCUAUAUGCAACGCCUUCAGGAUCCAAUGAUGAUUGGUAUUGGUUGUAUGCAGCUAUAAAAUCCAAAUGCUUACUUGUGACAAAUGAUGAAAUGAGAGACCACACAUUUCAACUUCUAGGAAAUGAUAUCUUUCCAAAGUGGAAAGAAAGGCAUCAAGUACGUUUCAGUUUUUCUGAUGCCAGUCCAGUGCUCCAUAUGCCUCCUCCUUUUUCAGUUGUAAUUCAGAAACAGGAAUCGGAGAAAGGCCACUGGCAUAUCCCAAUUGCAUGUGAACUUGAGUAUGAGACAAAAAGAGAAUGGUUAUGCAUUAUACGUGAUAACACGGAUGUGGUGGGACAAGCAUCUGCUACUAUGCCUGAAGCUGUGCAACCACCUAUCCAUAACCAUGGGCGUCCAACGUCAACAACUCAAACCAAAGUCCAGCAAAAGUCUCUGCCAAAAAUUGAUGGCAAGCAGGAGAAAGCACCAAAGCCUAACAAGGAAAUAUACAAAAACAUCAGACAUAUUUUGUCAGGAUUACCGUUCUCAAAUCGUGUCACAGUUCUAUCACAACAGAUUGAGGCUGCUGAGAAGCAGGGUAACUGCAUUAUUGAUUUUCAAAUAUAAAGCAAAUGGCUUUCUCAUGCAGUUCUUGAAUAUCUACAAACCUCUUACGCUGCAGCAAAAGUAACCAUUCUCGUUUGGGUGCCUUUCAAAAUUAACCAACACAUUCUUUAGUAUGUUUCCUUCUCAAAUUGGUGGGGGGUAAGAGAAGGAAGAAUGAUGAGACUUUUUUCAGAGGCAGUUUAUUCAUUUGCUUUAACAGAGUCUAGAUUUUGUGAAUUAUAAUGUAAUUAUAACUUGUAUGGGCCUUUUCAUGGAAUAUUUUGAGCUGGGAAAAGGUGACAUUAUAUUGUACCAAUACUCGUUUGUUUGCUGAGAAUAUAAAUAACAAGGCUUU